GUAUGUUCACGUGAUCAUGUCUCGUUCUGAAGACAACCGUCAGUUGGCGACUCCUCUUUAUCUUGGACUAGAUUACAGCACUCAGCAGCUCAAGGCCGUGCUUGUUGACGAUAAUCUGCAUGAGAUUUAUUCAACAUCUGUAAACUUUGAAAAAGACUUGCCGGAAUUUGGUACUACAGGUGGUUGUCAUAAGAAUGGUGAUGAAGUAACUGCUCCUACUCUCAUGUGGGUAAAGGCAACUGACUUGCUGCUUGAUCAAAUGAAAGCAGAUAGGAUAGAUUUUAGUAAAAUAGCAAGCAUUUCGGGGAGUGGCCAGCAACAUGGUAGCAUCUAUUGGAAAAACGGAUCAAGAGAAAUAUUGGCAAAUAAAUUAAAUCCUGGUCUGACACUUUAUGACCAACUGCAAGAUUCAUUUGUUAUCAACAAUUCUCCAAUUUGGAUGGACUCAAGUACAAUAACUGAAUGCAGGCAGCUAGAAGAUGCUUUGGGUGGCCCACAGGCUGUUGCAGAUCUAACAGGAUCAAGAGCAUAUGAGAGAUUUACAGGAAAUCAAAUUUGCAAGAUCUUUAAGACAGCACAAGAUGACUAUGAAAAGUGUGAGCGCAUUUCACUUGUGAGCAGUUUUGGAGCAUCUCUGUUUCUUGGAGAUUACGCUUCUAUUGAUUACAGUGAUGGAUCAGGAAUGAAUCUAAUGGACAUCAAGGCAAGAACAUGGGCUCAACAAGCUCUUGAUUGUUGUGCCAUUGGGUUAAGAGAGAAGCUUGGUGACUUGGUUCCAUCAUUUCAGCCUCUUCUUUUUCUUCUUAUCACUAAGGGUUAUGUGUCAUCAUAUUAUGUGAAACGGUUUGGCUUUCAACCCAAAUGUCAAAUUAUUGCAUUUACAGGAGACAACCCUGCGUCACUUGCUGGACUUCGUCUUCAGGGAGGUGAUGUCUCUGUGAGUUUGGGAACAAGUGACACAGUCUUUGUUUGGUUGGAAGAACCUCGUCCAGCUAUUGAAGGCCAUGUCUUUGCUAAUCCAGUGAAUCCAACAGACUAUAUGGCUCUUCUGUGCUUCAAGAACGGAUCAUUUGCAAGAGAAAAAGUGAGGGACAGUUGUUGUAAGGGCUCAUGGGAGACAUUCAAUGAAUCUCUUCGCUCCACUGCUCGUGGUAACAACGGAAAUAUUGGAAUAUACUUUUAUGACACGGAAAUAACACCUCAUGCCAUUGGCGUACAUCGUUUCAAUGCUGCAGGUGAAAAAGUGGAGUCAUUUGACUCAUCAGUUGAGGUUCGAGCUCUAAUUGAAGGUCAAUUUAUGGGCAAACGAGUUCAUGCUGAAAAUUUGGGUUACAAUAUUGGCCCUUCUUCACGAGUUUUGGCGACAGGAGGAGCUGCAGCGAACAAGGAGAUAUUGCAGGUUCUCAGUGACGUCUUCAACGCUCCUGUCUACACUCUGAAGACAGAAAAUUCUGCAAGUCUAGGAGCUGCGUAUCAAGCUAAACACGGUCUUCUACACGCUUCUAUGUCUUUCAAGGAUGUUGUGAAGAAUGCUGCUCCAUACAGUUUUGCUGUUGCUCCAAAUGAAGAUGCUGACAAGGUUUACACAUCACUGACUCACAGCUACAAACAACUAGAAGAGCAAGUAGCAAACAGCCAAUGACUAUAGAAUGUUGCUUUACAACACUGCUAGUAUCACACAUACCAUCAAAUUUUAUGACAUUUCAGUUGCUCAAACAGUUCAUUAGUUAGUGUUGUCCAUUAGUUGCCAUCAACCUAACGGUGAGUCGUUGUUUCAUGUUUUGUAUUUCAAGCUCCAACAUGCGAGCACUUUCCUUUAGAG
Corticium candelabrum is the source of this 1822-nucleotide messenger RNA. Its product is annotated as xylulose kinase-like. Lineage: Eukaryota; Metazoa; Porifera; Homoscleromorpha; Homosclerophorida; Plakinidae. Gene Ontology annotation, biological process: phosphorylation; xylulose metabolic process; D-xylose metabolic process. Gene Ontology annotation, cellular component: cytosol. The coding region runs from base 17 to 1642 and encodes 541 amino acids. Gene Ontology annotation, molecular function: D-xylulokinase activity. The transcript has 17 exons. The record is from RefSeq and is a predicted model, not a curated record.